UACAGGAUUAUUUCGAAAAUGAGUUUUUCCGGGUCCCAAUGUUGCUGAUGGCAACUGCAGCUGCCGUAACACGAGGAUGAUGUGUGUAAUCUCCGACUUCAACACGCAGGGGACAUCGUCAACUCUAUAGUUGUCAAGAUGUGCUGUACGACCCUGGUAUGGAUUACCUGAUUUGUACAGCAGGGAUAUAAGACAUUGGCUCGACUCCCCAUUGCCUAACCAGCAGUUGCUUAAUAUCAAUGGAAUUGAUCAUACAAGUUUUUAACAUUAACUUUUUACCAUCUUGAGGUGAAUGAACAGACGCAAUUUCGAACUAUUCAUCUGCACCAACCUAUUCCCCCCACUACACAUAAUCGGCUGUUCCAUGUAGUAAGGGUGAGUCUAUGUUCGAGGAGAAGAAGGGGUGUUGUUGUGUGUCUCAGUCAGGCAGUAGUGUGCGGACCGGCAGUAUGGUGGAAUGCCAUGCUGUUGCAUAGGCCCUCACUGUAUCUGCGUGCAGCCGUCCUGUUGGCCAUAUGUGUGGUGGUGCUGUUCAACUUCCACAUCCUCAGCUCAUCCAGCAACGCCACCUCAGAAUCCAAUGACCCUCUGAACUCUGGCCUGGUCCCGAUCAUCAACCAGCUGAACGGCGUCCCGCUCCAGCGCCGCCUGACUAAUGUGCAGGAGAACCUGGCCUUCAUUCCCAGGAACAUCCACCUCCUGGACCUGAAGCAGAGCCUGGUGGUGCCAGACUUCAAAUGUGUGUUGUCUCAGACUGAUCCCAGCUUCCCAAUCUGUGUGUAUCCCCCUGAGCAGGACAAGUUCAUCUCCGGGGCGCUGCUGCACAGUGGUGUGUGGGAGCCCUACAUCACCAAGGUCUUCAAGAAGGCUCUGCAGAAACACCCCAAUGCUGUGGUACUGGACGUGGGGGCAAACAUAGGUUACUACAGUUUCCUGGCUGCGAAGAUGGGCCACAUGGUUGUUGCGAUUGAACCAGCUGAGGAGAACGUGUGGCGGUUUCACAAAGGCGCCCAACUUGGUCGCCUCACUGAUGUCAUAUACCUGCUUCAGAACGCCAUGUCUGACAAACAUCAAAACAUCACACUGAUCACCAACAAGGACAAUCAGGGCGGAAUCCGAGUCACUGAGGGCGCUGAUCAAGGGGAGACAAUUGGCACAGUUACCAUGGACGACCUCCUGUAUUUAAUGAGACCGGCGGAAGUUAUCAUAAAAAUUGACAUAGAGGGCUAUGAGUGCAAAGCGAUGGCCAAGUCUGCCCAAUUGUUCCAGCAGGUUCAUGUGCCUUACAUCUUCAUGGAAUGGCAGCAGAUGUUCAAACGGCGCAUGUCCGACACUGCCUGCCCACCAUACGCCAUGCAACAGCUCACGGACAUGCUUACACAGCGAGGCUACAGUGCACAUGAAGUUCGGACAGGCAUCACGAUGAGUCCAGAGGAGAGCACAAUCAGAUGGAGAGUUGGAGACAUCUACUGGAGACAUCAGACACAACCACUGUUGUUCCCGCCACUUUGAGGAGCAGCCAUAUUGGAGCGUCUGCUCCUGCCUGAUUCUCGAUGGUCACCAAGGGGCACUGUUGGUGUUUUGAGGUUUAGAGCUGGGUCCUUGGAUGUCAAGUCCACUGAUUUGUAUUCAGAGGUUAUUGCUGGACCUAUGGUUCUUUGAUUUGAGAACAAGAUCAAACAGAACGAAAGUUGUAUUGACCUCCCACAGGUGGCUAUAAUAGCCUGUGCUGACGGCUUCAUAACAGCUAUUUGCAUAAAUGAGGAAACGUAAUGUUCAAAUUUCUAAGCUUGAACAGGUGCACAGAACAAUUGUAUGGAGGCCUUUCAUUUAGCAAUCUGAUUUACAGAUUAUUUACACCCAAAUCACUAAGCACCGUUAUGUUGUCGGACAAAAUAAGAUUAACAUGAAAUAUUGAAAACAUAAAAAAAUAUUCUUGAUCAGCAUGAUCAUGGGAAAUCUUUUUUUUUAAAACCCCAACAUUUUGGGUAAAUACCAUUUCCUUUUAACUCACUUUGAACAUGCUAAAUUUUUAAUCGUUACUGAAAUAUGUUAAUUUACUGAAAUAAGUUAAUUUACUCCUCAAAAUUUGGAUUUUAUUCCUGGAUUAUUUACCAUGUUACCAAACUGGCAAGAGUAAUACUUCAACAUAGAGCAAUAUUUCACUAUACAGUACAUAUAUAUAGACAUGCAUGUAAUAUGUGUAACACCCAUAUACAUGAAAUACCACUUGAGAAGAAGCAUCUCUUUGAACAUAUGCUUGCAUACUUUGUCUCAUGUGAGAUUGAGAAUUCCAUUUGACAAAACAAAUUAUAUGCCUUCAUCAAUUUAGUCAGCACAAAGUGUAUUUUUGACUCAUAAACACUGCUCCAGCUUCAGUUGUCGGAGAUGCUCAUGAUGCUGAUCGUGGUAGACGUGUACUUCUGGAUUUCCUAGGGUAGUUUGUUUUCAAGUGAUCAUAUAUACUUGACAAUAUUUAUUUUUUAAAUCAUCAGCAUACUGGAUAAGAUUGUUACGGCUUCAUGGGAUCUUUAACUGAUAUAACUGAAUGUGACAACUUUUUAAUUAAGAUUGGUUUAGUACCAUUUUUAUAUUGUUGUUAAUAUAAUUAUAUUUUGUGCAACCUAUAAAUCAUUUUACAUUAUGGUUUAAAAUAUAAAAUAGUAAGGGGCUCAGAGAAUGUCUUAAUUUUCAAACUGAUAUUGAUGAAAUAUAGAUUUGCCAAUGCAUUGUUUACUUGCUUGGGUAUUUUUUUACUUUUUGGAUAUCACAAACUCAUGCAGUGAAGGCACUGCUAAAACAGCAUGCAUUUGUGCUCAUGCUCUCAACCGUUGGUUUGUCUGAGCCAGAUUUGAUCAUCUAUACCGUCUGCUGGGAUAAGUAUGAAAUAUUUCUGGAUAAUAAAAAAAAUAAAAAAUCAUUCACUCAUCCACUUGAAAUAAUUGUCUUUUUAACAACAUGAAAAUAAAGUUUUAAUAAAGUUUUUAAGAGGAUAUUUUCAGUUUGACCAUGUUGAUAUACCUAUCCUGUUUCUUGUACAGAUGGCAUUAGUUUCCAGGAAUAGCUUCUUGUGAGAUCUGUACGACGUAUUGCUGUCACCUGACCACACAAAAUGAUUAUCAUGUUUAUGGAUCUGCAAACUCCGAAGUUUGUGAAAGUUUGAAAAAAAUAUUUUUCCUAUUUAUUUCUUAUUUCAUUAUUUAGCUUCUUGGCAUGUCAGAAAAUCCAUAAACUGAUCUGUUUUUUUAGUUUCAUGAAGACAUGUCAAGCACUGGAAUUCUUCUCCUUAGUUAAUGUCACAACUUUUCCCAAUAUUUUAUCAAUUUGUGUAACUGACACAUUUAAGAUGUAUGGACUGGUGAUAUGAAGAGAGACAUUAUCACUCAUGAAUGAAGCCAUAUAUUUCAUGUUCUUUAUACUGCAUGUUGGACCUUGUGUCCAAUGAUAAAUAAUACUACAUAUAUUCCCAGUCACAAGCAAUGACAAGAAGGACUGAUUGAACGUAAAAAUGAAAAGGUAAAUUCUAAUUUGCAGAUAAAAGAUUCCAUUUUUCUUUCACCUUCUAAAACCUCUGGGGAAAACACAAAUUUGAGUACCGGUACUUUGGAUUUCUUUCUUUGAUGAUUAUGCCAACUUGUGUUGAGAGAUUUCACUAAAGGUAUUUCAUGAACAAACAUUUGUCACUGCAAAUACUAUUAUUCAGAAAUGACUCCUUGGAACAAAAGUGUUAGUUUUACUUUACACUCAAUACCUUGAGCCCGUAAGCCUGACAAAGGUUUCUUCCACAUCCCAGAAAACAAGCUUCAACAGGACAUUAUAACCAACAAAAUAAUUUUUUUUUUUUUCAAAUGACUCCUCCUUUAGCAUGUUUAGGUCACAAGAUAUUUUUCUUAGGAUUCUUUUCCCAAUAUUUUAUCAAUUUGUGUAACUGACACAUUUAAGAUGUAUGGACUGGUGAUAUGGAGAGAGACAUUAUCACUCAUGAAUGAAGCAAUAUAUUUCAUGUUCUUUAUUCUGCAUGUUGGCCCUUGAGUCCAAUGAUAAAUAAUACUUCAUAUAUCCCCAAGAAGGACUGAUUGAACGUAAAACAGCGAGAACACAAAUUAUCCUGUAUUGACAAAGGGAAUUCUUUUCCUGUAUGAACCUGAUUAGGGCUGGGACGAGUCAAAAUUUACUACCCGGGUACCCACCCCACUAUUACCCGACCCUACCCAGGUACCCAGGGCUCAAGAGAUUGGGAAUAGUUUGACCUUGUCCUUGGGAAAAUGUAUUCAGAUACUCGUAGAAAACGAUCUGGUCAUGCAUUCACAUAAGUUGACUGAAGUUUUAUCUCUAUUCAAACAUAUAAAGUCAGAAGGAAUGCGAGCACAGUCAGAAAGAAAUGUGAACAUUAGUCACUUAUAGUGUAACCG
Molecule: messenger RNA, 4412 nt
Organism: Haliotis rufescens (red abalone)
Lineage: Eukaryota; Metazoa; Mollusca; Gastropoda; Lepetellida; Haliotidae
Exons: 4
Coding region: 463-1512 (349 amino acids)
Source: RefSeq, a predicted model, not a curated record